This is a messenger RNA of Rattus rattus (black rat), 2278 nucleotides long. It is a transcript of the gene Gpr108, whose product is annotated as G protein-coupled receptor 108. Gene Ontology annotation, cellular component: Golgi apparatus; membrane. NCBI's taxonomy places the organism in Eukaryota, Metazoa, Chordata, Mammalia, Rodentia, Muridae. Gene Ontology annotation, biological process: transport. The coding region runs from base 41 to 1897 and encodes 618 amino acids. The transcript is spliced from 16 exons. The record is from RefSeq and is a predicted model, not a curated record.
GCGUCAGCGGCUGUGUUCGGGGGCAGUCGCAGCCCCAGAGAUGGCAGUGAGCGAGAGGAGGGGGCUCAGCGGCGAGAGCCCAGCGCAGUGUCGAUGGGAAUACUUGUCGCUGCUGGUGCUGAUGCUGAGCGGCUGCUCAGGCCGUAUCCACCGGCUGACUCUCACAGGGGAGAAGCGAGCUGACAUCCAACUGAACAGCUUUGGAUUCUACACCAAUGGUUCCCUGGAAGUAGAGCUGAGCUUACUGCGACUCAGCCUCCAGGAGACAGAAGACAAGUUUCCAAAGGUGGGAUUCAGCUUGAGCCGAGUUCGGUCCGGCAGUGUUCGCUCCUACUCGAGCCGGAAUUCCCAUGAAUGCCCUCUGGAGAGAAACAGCAGCAACUUCCUGGUCCUGUUCCUCAUCAAUAUCAAGGACCUGCAGGUCCAAGUCCGAAAAUAUGGGGAACAGAAGUUGUUCAUCUCCCCUGGCCUCCUCCCUGAAGCUCCCUCCCAGUCAGGUCCCCCGAAGCCAGACCCAACAGGCACCCCCAAGGACAACCAUGUCAUUCACCCAUCUCCGGCAAAGAUGUCUGCAGUCAAGGAAGAUCAGGCAAAGCUUAUGGUGCCCCAGGUUUCCGGGGAUAAAGCUCUCCCAGCGGGACACAGGCACUCAUCUGAUGGCCAGCCACAAAGCCAGCCACCCACACGGGGGCCCAGUGGGAAGGAGAAGGAGCUGGUGUUGGGACUGGGCCACCUCAAUGACUCCUACAACUUCAGCGUGAGUGUCUGUCCUCAUGUCCCCACCUCCCCCGAACCAGAUCGCGGCUCAGGAACCCUCCAGACUGACGCCCCCUCUCCCCAUGACCAGUUCCACAUUGUGAUCGGCUCCAGGGCUGAGGAAGGCCAGUACAGCCUCAACUUCCACAACUGUUACAACGCAAUACCAGGCCAGGAGCAGCCGUUCGACCUCACUGUAAUGAUCAGAGAGAAGAAUCCAGAAGGCUUCCUGUCAGCAGCUGAAAUCCCCCUCUUCAAACUCUAUCUAAUCAUGUCUGCCUGCUUCCUGGCCGCCGGCAUCUUCUGGGUGUCCGUGCUCUGCAAGAACACUGAAUGCUCUCCACCCCAUUCUCCCUCUGGCAGGUACAGUGUCUUUAAGAUCCACUGGCUCAUGGCAGCCCUGGCAUUCACGAAGAGUGUCUCCCUACUCUUCCACAGCAUCAACUACUACUUCAUCAACAGCCAGGGCCACCCCAUCGAAGGCCUCGCCGUCAUGCAUUACAUCACUCACCUGCUGAAGGGCGCCCUUCUCUUCAUCACCAUUGCCCUGAUCGGCUCGGGCUGGGCCUUUGUGAAGUAUAUGCUGUCGGACAAGGAGAAGAAGAUUUUUGGGAUCGUGAUUCCCCUGCAGGUCCUGGCUAAUGUAGCAUACAUUGUCAUCGAGUCCCGUGAGGAGGGCGCCAGCGACUACGGACUCUGGAAGGAGAUCUUGUUCCUGGUGGAUCUCAUCUGCUGUGGUGCCAUCCUCUUCCCAGUGGUCUGGUCCAUCCGGCAUCUACAGGACGCGUCUGGCACUGACGGGAAGGUGGCAGUGAACCUGGCCAAGCUGAAGCUGUUCCGACAUUACUACGUCAUGGUCAUCUGCUAUAUCUACUUUACGCGCAUCAUCGCCAUUCUGCUUCGAGUGGCGGUGCCCUUCCAGUGGCAGUGGCUGUACCAGCUCUUGGUGGAGAGUUCCACCCUGGCCUUCUUCGUGCUCACCGGCUACAAGUUCCAGCCGGCCGGGGACAACCCAUACCUGCAGCUGCCACAGCAGGAGGAUGAGGAGGACGUACAGAUGGAGCAAGUGAUGACAGACUCUGGGUUCCGGGAAGGCCUGUCCAAAGUUAACAAGACAGCCAGUGGCCGGGAGCUGUUGUGACUUCCCCGUGUUCAGAGAUCCACCUUCAGACCUUCUGCACCUCGCUCCGCUACACUUGUCCCCAAGUGUGCAGGGAGUCCGAGAGGAAGCUGCUCACAGGGCACCAGGGCAUGGAUUCCCAGGGAGCUUUUCAGAAAAGAUGCCCUUCUCCCAGCACCACCGCCCUCUCCUCGCCGGGGUACCCUUCAGCCUCUUGUACAAUAAGGACCAGUCUCUUUUUAUUUCUUACGUCUCCUGACUUUGAGCGUUCUGAGUGUCUAAGGCAGUCUGCAUUUAUAAUCUUGAACCCUGAAUUCCAGUCCACAUGGUGGCUCUGGAGAGCCUGGGCUUCAUAAAACUUUGAUCAGUAAACAAAUAAAGAGAAAGCAGAAUUCUCAGUGA